CUCGUGAAUGGCUCUUUAUAGAAUGACGUCACUUCAACGGCUAGCGGGAAGGCUUCGGUGAACGGAGAUGGAGAGAGAUUGAAAAAAAAAAUGGCGCUAAACUCCGAAAAAACAAACAACUAAUUGAAUUAACGCUAAAUAUACACACAACACCCGUAAACAGCACACAUAUGUAAACAAACGAGCGCUUUGAGAUUAGUAUACGUUGAAAACAGGUGACUGACAUGUCAACGCUCCGCCCAGCUGGAAGCGAGAGGAGGAUGUCGGAGUGACAAACGACUCAGAGGGAAGUCAGUCUGGACCGUGUUGUGCCUGCUGCGGUUAGUUUAUUUCCAAGCCGAGAUAUUGUUUUAAAGGAGGAUUUCACAUCAUUUACUUUGUUCACAACGCUCGUGUGUCGCGUUACGGACCGUCUCGUUCAGUCGGUAGUGCUCGGUAAUAAUCGGUGUGUUGCUCGGUGUUGACACCGUUUAAAGGCUCAGUUGUAACAGCAGCUGCUUGCAGUUGUUAACUGGAAAUAUUUAAUGGAAAUGCGAGGAAUUCCCAACAUUUCCUGUGUGUAUUUUUCCAGUCAACUAGCGGCACAUGGCUCAGCGUAGUUUUUAGAUUUGGUUGCCACAAAAUACGGACUUGAUUAUUAUUUUUUUUAUCAAGCGUGAAGGUUUUCAUUAAACUUGUCCAGUGACUAACCAUCACUUCAUAUAUCGCUCUUCACGUUUAAAGGCUGUUUUUUUAUGACGGGAAGUGAAAGACAACUAUUUGGCCGCUCACUUUACAACAUGUUGUCAUUUACAAUACAAACAAGUGGAUUGUUUGCUGCUGACCCAUCGUUGAGGCUUUCAGUUUGCUUUUAACAGCAUAAUUCAGUCGUGUGUGAGUCCAUGCUCCUCCAUGCCUUUGUUGGCAUCUAAUGGAAGAUAAAGCACCCAUCAGGUCUGCCAUGGUAUCUAGAUUGCCUAAGUUCGGUGGACGCUCCUCAGGUGGUGGCACUGGCCCCUUGUCCAAUGGUUCUACACAGCCAACCCCCCCUUCCCAGGAUGGUAAGAUAACUCCACCAGGAACACGCACAAAUGGUGUGAUCCGAGCCUCUCCUUUUUCCCUGAAAUGGAGAAAAGAUGAAGGGACAACCCCAUCCAGCCCCACCACUCCCACCAGCCCUGGGGAAGGAGGUGAAGACAAGGCUCAGACACAGCUUCCCUCUCUGGCAAAGGAGGUAAAGAGUGCCUCACCAGGGACACCCAAGAUUCGGAGGUCAGGUUCUCUGAUGGUGGCUGUCUCCAGCCCCAAGGCAAUCCCCAAGCAAUCCUCGAAGAUGAGUCCUAAAGCAGGGACUAAGCUAGGCCAAAGCCCACUCAAUGGAGGUCCUAAAGUUAGCCAUAAUGGAUAUAGCAUUUCUGCUCGAACAGGAUCAGAGUCCCGCCUCGUGCGGCCAAGAUUAGGCUCCAGCUCUCCCAGAAGCAGCUCUCAAGACAGCCUCUCCCAGUCCAGUGACAGCACAAAGACCUUGGCAAUGGACAACAUGGUGCGUUCAAACAGCUUCACUCAUUUCAAGCAGAUCCCCUCUCCCACCAGCCAGCCUAUGACACGGUCCUUCUCCUUUAAUCGGGCAGUGGAGCUGGCCAAACCUCUGGCCAACACCCAACUCCGGCCUCCUCGGAGUAGUUUCCUCAAACCCCCUCAGCUUAGCAAUGGACGGGUGGGUUUAGGACUGGGAGGUCUGAAUGGCAGCCAUGGAGGUGCAGGAGGUCUAGGUGGAGGGAUUGGAGGUCUUCAGCACAACAGAACUCCUCCAGCUGCCUCCUCUCUGCCCACCCCCUCAAUCUCUCCAGCACCCACUACUCCCAGUGCUCUGAGGAAGCCACUGCUACCCAGUUGUGUGCUGACCAAGUCAUUGGGAAAUAGUGGGGGCUCUUUGGGCUACAGGCUGGCUAGGUCUGCGCAGGCCAAGCAGCAAAAGCCUCUUUUUCCCGGUCGGGUGAAAGGGGAUGUCAGACCUUCAGCUGCACCUGAAUGUGGAGGGACAUUAGGGAUAGCAAUACAUAUUGAGCCGACUGAUGAGGCUGCAAAAGCAGGCUCUCACUGUGAGAGUGAUGGAAGCUCUGGGGAUGGAGGAGGAAAAGGAGGAGAAAGUCAUGUGCUUAGGCAGAGUUCUGGCCAGGCAGCAGGUGAGACUCUGGAGGACAUGUCCUUAUCCUCUGCCUCGUCUCUAGACAGAGGCGACACCAGUGAAGAGUUUCUAGAUGACUUUGACAGUGUGGGAGAUGUGUUCAGUGAUGGGGACCUGCCUGACAACAGGACAACUGGUAUCAGUACUCAAACCCGCCUACACAGCUUUCUCGAUGAGACCAUUGACUGGGUCACUGUGGAUCUGGCAGGACAUAAAGAAGAAAGCCCUAUGCAGGACUCCCAGGGACCACUGGCGUUGUCUCCAGAACGGGUUGAUAUCUGCCAGGCUUCAUCUGUGGAGCUGUCGCCCUCCAACAGCUCUGGUGGAACCUACAUGUGGGAUGAAGAUGGCCUUGAGCCCCUUGGGGGGCUUGGGACACAUCUAUUUGACAGCUAUGAUGACUCAGAGCUCAACAGCAUGGAUAUCCUGAACAACCUGGACCCUCCGGGCACUGGAGAGUUGGAUGAUGAUGACCUUAUGCUGGAUGUGGACCUCCCAGAGGAUGGCUUGCAUGACAUUGACAGGAUGUCCCACAUUGAGCGCUCGGAGAGGGCCGGUCGGCAGGGACAGCGGCGUAAGCACCAUCGCUGGGUUGGACCAGACCAUUUCCACAAUGAUAGCAGGGGCCCUUUCUUCCAGCACUAUGAUGGUCUUAAGGCCUCAAGGAUGUCUUCACGGCCAGUCCCCUCUGAAGGCAGGCAGCAUGGCUACACAGCAAUGCUGGAUGAACUCACACUCGAGCAUAUGACCCAGGACUGCAGCUCGCUCAAGAACCAGCUUCUCAGGCUCAAAACUUUACUACAGCUUGAGGAUACAGACUCUCCAGCAGAUGUUGCUGAGGAGAUCGAAGACAAUACCACUGCAUCACAGUUGGAGGAGCUGAUUAAGGAAGUGCAGGUGCUCAGAGUAGAGCUGAGGAGUCGAGACAAGACCAUUGCUAAGCUCACAUUGCAGUGCCAACAGCUACAGCAACAACAUCAGCGGGAACAAAUGCCUGCUCAUGGACGGCAGGUCAGAUGUCAGUGCCACCACCAGAGGGCUCCCUCUUCACUACGACAGACUGACAGACAGCAGGACAAACGGAUGCAGCAGCACUAUGACAAGGCCACCCAGACGUACUGGAGACCACUCAGCCAUCCUCCUCAAAUACUACAGCCUUUCAACCCCUGCCUCAACGAGCACCUCCACCAGGGAAGACUAGUAAAAACUCCCCCCACCGAGGGCCGCAGUGACCUCACAAGGAGUAGUACAGAGGGAGGAGCCCGUCUAGAUGCUGACUGCCCUGUUGAAGGCCGCAUGGCAAAACUGUCUGGCCCAGCAGACCCCACCAACGAGCUGAGUCAUCUUCUCAGCACCCACCUGCGCCGCCCGAGCUUCGGGACUCCACAGGGGGUAACUGCCAGAGACAGUCCAGCAGCAGCAGCACCUCAGCCUGCAACACAGCUGGAGUGGAGAACCCCCGCUGUAAUACUGCAGAACUCUGUCACUCCUAGAUCUGCUGGAUCGACCUGCCCUCGCAUGCUGCAGCCUCCUCGCUUUCACAAGAGCGUGUCGCUUCCUGCACUCAAGCCGGGGGGCACGGGUGGCUUUGCCCCUCUGAAAGCGGGAUGUUCCUCAGGGCCUCUGGUUAACCGGACCAAGCAGCUGCCCCCUCCGUCUAGAGGCCUUCCCUGCUUUAACGCCGGACCCCGGGUGCAGGUUCCAAGUCUAUGUCGCACUUCGCUGCUUCAGCCUCGCAGAGCAUCAGAACCUUUCAAGGAUUCACGGUGCACCAGCUCCAGCCUGGAGGAGCCCAAACAGGGCACGCCCAAAGACCUUGGAUCAGCUAAGAUCCUGGUCCCUUUGAGUCGCUCAUGCCUCCCCAAGCCAAAGAUUCCCUGAGGAGCUUAAACCUACGCAUCAAAACUUAAAACUGGAAUCACUCUGACUUUGAUAUUCAUCCUCUUCCCUCCCCAGCCAUAAUAAUAGUGUGAUUGUUUUAUCUUUUGAGUGUCAGAGGAACACACUCUGAGCUCAUGAAACUCAUAUGGACCAUUUGGGGACCGCCUGUGUCUGCGAAAUUGAUAUUAUGCUGCUGUAUUGUUUUUAAAUCAGCUUCCACAACUCCAGCCUGAUUGAUUAUUCAAAAUAUAGUAUGUCACAGGAUGUUAUCUUCACAACAAUCCACAGUGGUAUAUGAAUCCACAGUCCCUCCAAAUGGCCUCUACAGAAGAAUCCAGUUUUAGUAGCUUUGCACAUGCACAUGAAUGCUGCUGAUGCAAAAAUAAGAGUGUUACCAUUCAGAGAAGUCUGCUUUUUAUUUCUCUUGUGAUGCCCACUAGCUAUUAACACAUUUCAAAGUCUGAGUUCACUUGUCUUCACACAGCUGUGCCCUCUGACAUACAGGUGCAUUCGGUUUUAAACACAGAGGUGACAUGGAUGUGACCUUAGCUGUGGAAUAGACGGCCCAGGGAAAGGCAGAGGCGAAAACAAGACGUAGGAAAGAAACAGAGAAAUACUAAAAUAAUAUACGAAGUGAAGUGGAGGCUGGAGACUUAAAAGCAAAUUCGUCAAAGCUCUCUGGAGCUGUCACUUCCAAUGAAUGAAUGAAAAAACAGUAUGUGCUUGUGUGAAUGUGUGUGAGAGAUGAGAAUACACAGAGGUGAGAGACAAAGAGAGAAGCAGCUUCACACUGUAGGUGCUUACAUGUUUCUGGUUCAGCUCAUUGUGCUACAACCUGAGUGAACCUUUGAACCCUGCACAUAUUAGCAAAAGAGGCUACAGACUUUGGUGUAAAUGCAACUCAAAUGGAAAUAAAGGCCUUUAAAAAAGAACAUUCUGCAUGUGGUGGAGAUGGAAUUAGGAGAAACAGUUAGCAAGUGAGGAAUUAGCUUUCAUAAUGUAGCGGAAAAGAGCUGUGUAAAAAAGCUCUCACGCACUCAAGUGUGCUUAGGUACAAUGUAGGCUCACUCAUAGCCACACGCAAAAGCAUGAAGUACUCUGACAUUGUAAAAAAUAUCUGUUCAGGGUCACUUUGUGCAUUUUCUAAAUCGAAAACAGUGAAAAAUAACAGGAAAUAGGCGAGAAAAAGGACACAGCAUGCAACAAAGCUAAUUUAAAAUAUACUGAGACAAAAAAUCUGCCGGUAAUGUGUGGAAAUUACACUUAUUUCAAGUGCAAAUAACUUUCUUGCAAAAACAUUGUGAUCUUCAGAAAGUCAGUUACAUUAACCUCCAUUCAUUUGAAGAUGUCGUUAUUUGAUGUAAGACAAUAUAACAAGUCAAACUCAGGUUGAGAGAAGUGACACUUGAUUUAAGAACAAAGAAUUUGCGAGUCAAUUAAAUCACUUGUUAGGGACAUUUUUUUACACUGCACACUGACUUCCUUGAACUAUCUCCGUCAGUGACCCACACAUGAAAACAUCAGCUAACAGGGAUUCAUUAUACGUGUGAAGCUGCUGCCUGGUGUGUGUGUGUGUGUGUGUGUGUGUGUGUGUGUGUGUGUGUGUGUUUGAGUGUCUAAGCUGUUGUCAAAGCUGUUGUUCCCUCCCCCCGCCCCGUCUCUCUCUUCCUCUUGCUCUCUUGCACAUCUCUUUGGGAACAUCAAAGGUAUUAGCGUAGUACUUUCAGGUAGGGAGCCUUCAGGGGUUUAGUGGUGUUUCUUUGGGAGUUUUGGAGAAUUGUGUUUAUCUCUCCUUCACGGAGCCCUUUUGCAGUCAAACGCUCCUGAAAUGUCCCCGAAUGGAGAGCAGCAGUGUGUUAAAAAGGCCUUCUGACAGCAACUCUGCUCUCUUCUCUGUCACGCCGCGUGACCACUUGGUGUACGCCUCUGGCUCUGUCUGGUCUACUGCGUCCAAUAAUGCACCCUACAUAGACAGAGGGAGACAGAGAGAGAGAGAAAGAGACACACACACACAUGUACACAUCCGGACACACAAGUUACAUCGACGCACAUAUAUGAGCGCUCUGACACAACUCAAAGAGACAUGAAACUCAAGAGGGAACACACACAUCAGUUCACACUCGCCAGCAGUCGCACCAACAUACACACUUUGAAUUCUUUAAGCAAGUACAUACAAGUGUGUUUUGUGUUGUUUUGUUUUGUCAGACUCUACUGCGGUUUUUUGGUAGCUCUCACAACAGAUGCUCUCCACGUUCACAUUGAUCCGUCUGUCUGCUUAAGCCAAAAAAAAAGAAAAGAGAUGGCCUUCUCUAGAUUACCUUGGAAAUGAGUAGAGGUUUGUGUGUGUGUGUGUGUGUGUUUGUGAGCGUGGAUCCAUGUGGCUGAUAAAACAUGCUUACCUGUUGGACGGUUCAACAUUGUGCCAAACCAGCCAAGCAGUCUGCACGGUUGUGUGAAGCCGAGAAAAAUCCAUUUCUUUUAAUGAAAACAGAAACAGGGGAAGCAAGAUAUAUAUACGGUGGAUGAGAAAGAUGCACAGUGAGAGAUAAUAAGGCAGAGCGGAAUGAAAGAGCAAAAAGAAGAGAUGUAGUGAUGAAAUGUCGCGCUAUGAUCAAGAUGAGCUGUUCGGUUUGUGAAUGUUGGUCUAUAAAAUGUCGGGAAGGUGUGUAUAAGAGAGGAGUGGGAGACAGAAUACAUAGCAUGUUUGUUUGUACGCACUGUGGUCCAGAGAAUAGCCCGAUCCCCUCAGCUGUGUCACUCACCGCGUAGUAAUGCCAAACAGGAAAUCAAUGUUGUCUGCUGUGUGUGUGUGUGUGUGUGUGUGUGUGUGUGUGUGUGUGUGUGUGUGUGUGUGUGUGAGUUUGCGUCUCCAGACACCUCUGGCUGCCAGUGUUUCUCUUUUGGAAGAGUGUGUGUUUGUAUGAGAGAGGGAGAGAUGUGUCUGCCCACAGGCCAAAGGCAAACUUGUGCCAGGGAAAGCAGGGCAGUGCCAUCCUUCUCUCCCUGUGCUGUACUCCCUAUCUCCAAAUCAAUGUCUUUGCUUAUUUUAGCAGUCAAGCCAAUCAGUCUCGCUAGCCAUGCUACAACAAAACCAUAACGAGGCUGCAGCAAGUUGGAUCGAUUCUAACGCAUGAUGUUGAUUCACUUUAUUUUGCAAGAGGAUUCCUACAUUUUUUAAGCUGCAUUGCACAACAGUAAAAGUUACCAAAGGGGGCCAGUUUGUUCUAUAUUAUUACUCUGAAUGGCACAUUAUGCAUUUUAGCAUUCAGUACUCAUUAUAUACAGUACCUACUGUAUGAAGGUGUUGUCCUGCAGUAGAAGAUGCACAUCGACUGACACACAAGACUUGACUAGUGACCGGGAAAUCCACUGACACUUAGAACAUAUACUGUAGGGGUAGAGUAACUCCUAUUUGCAGUUUUAAGCUUUUUUUAUGUUAAAGCAGCUAUAAUCAAUAUUUUAUAUUAACAAUGGAUCACAUGACUGCUUGUAUGCACAGAAUAACAGACUUAUUAGUCAGGUGGACACAAACACAACUCCAAAUGAAUGCUAAAGUUGCUCAGUAUCUGCUGGAUGUGCAUAGGAAACUGUUUACUAACACUUUCACCAUAUCAAAUUUAUUGGGUGAUAAUAUGUCAGUGUUGUGUUUACAGCUUGUUUUCGUUGCCCCCGGGUGGCCAUAAAAUCUAUUAUUACAGUAUAAAAACCAUCCUCUGGAGGUUUCUUAGCCACCUCUACCUGCACCCGAUGAUGGUUUUAAAGUAAAACUGAAAGCUUGAAACUGUAAAUAUGCGGCUGCCUUUUUUGGGGGUGGGGAGGGCAACUCUACUCCUAUUAUUGACUUGUGGUUUGGUGUAUCAUACAGUCUAUUGGUUUUUCCAUCAGUUUCGAAUCCACUACAUACGUGUUACAGUUGUCAUUUUCAUCAUAGCUUUAACACUUUAAACUCCUCGGUUGAAACUCACCAAGAAGUUGAAAGUGUUAGCGGAUAAAGCACAUACUGUACUGUAGCUGUCCAUAUUUACCUCCCACAAUAUGCAAGGUCAUUGUAUUUACAACUUUUUUUCAGCUGUUAAGCAUUGUCUCCAGUGAACUGUGCAAUAUUUGAAGCAAAAAGAUGAGGGAACGCUACACUAUACUUCUAGCGACCUUUUAUGCAAAUCAGAAAAAAGCUACUUUAAAAAAAAAUUCUAAUCUGAUGCACUUUAAAUGACGUUAAUUGUUGAUAUUGAAUGAAUGUUAAACCUGAUUUAGAGGUGACUUAGAAUUCAUUUGGUUUUUACAGUAUAAGUUUUGAUUUAUUUUAUUCUUUCUUCUUUCCCAGUGUGUCUCUGUUUGCAAAGGUAAUCAUAUUUGUCAUGUGAGACAGCGAUAAAGGUUGCACCAAAAAUUUGACUAGUGUGUUUCAGCAAAUCUGUAGGUUUGACAUGAUCAAUUAGAGGCCAUAGGUAGUUGCUUUGGUCCUAUGGUGGGAGGUACUGCCUGACAGUCAAUGCUGAUGAUCUGGAUCAUAGACCCUCACCACCAAUGCUAACACACACAUACAGUAUACACAAAGCUGCUGAUCUCAGUUCAAGAUAUAAGAGAGACCUCAUGAGUUUGUUUCCCUCGUUUUCAUUUGGUUGUAUUUCUGUGGAAAUAAAGUAUGAUUGUGAAACAUA
Molecule: messenger RNA, 8709 nt
Organism: Thunnus maccoyii (southern bluefin tuna)
Lineage: Eukaryota; Metazoa; Chordata; Actinopteri; Scombriformes; Scombridae
Gene: ccser2a
Product: coiled-coil serine-rich protein 2a
Exons: 10
Coding region: 911-4048 (1045 amino acids)
Biological process (GO): microtubule bundle formation
Cellular component (GO): microtubule cytoskeleton
Molecular function (GO): microtubule binding
Source: RefSeq, a predicted model, not a curated record